This is a messenger RNA of Xenopus laevis (African clawed frog), 3228 nucleotides long. It is a transcript of the gene slc26a3.S, whose product is annotated as solute carrier family 26, member 3, gene 1 S homeolog. The coding region runs from base 64 to 2331 and encodes 755 amino acids. NCBI's taxonomy places the organism in Eukaryota, Metazoa, Chordata, Amphibia, Anura, Pipidae. The record is from RefSeq and is a predicted model, not a curated record. The transcript has 20 exons.
UUCAUAGGUAUAUUAACUUUUGAAAAGUGAAAAUUCCACUCGACCAUUAAAUAUUUGGAAGCGAUGAUUGAGCACAGUGGAAGUAAUUACCUUGCGGACAGACCAAUAUUUUCAGAAAAAACGUUUGCUACACAUCACCCUAAACUCUCCAGAAAUCACAAAACAUUUUUGGAUCACCUUAAGGAAUAUGUUAGAUGCUCCCCUGAAAAAGCCAAACAAAUCCUUUUUACUUUCUUUCCCAUUUUAUCAUGGCUACCAGCAUAUAACUUCAGACAAUGGCUUAUAAGUGACCUCAUUUCUGGUAUAAGUACUGGGACAGUGGCAGUUUUACAAGGAUUGGCAUUUGCUCUUCUGGUGAAUAUUUCGCCUUCAUAUGGACUUUUCUCUGCUUUUUUCCCAAUUCUAACUUACUUCAUAUUGGGAACUUCAAAGCAUAUAUCAGUUGGUCCCUUUCCUGUUCUGAGCCUCAUGGUAGGAACAGCUGUUAUGAGAAUAGUGCCCGAAGGUACAAAUGGCACUACACUCUUUUCUAAUAACAUGACAGUUGAAGAACAAAGAGUUUUUGUUGCUGGUUCAGUCACGGUACUUGCAGGUAUUUUUCAGUUGGCUCUAGGAUUGCUGAAAGUUGGCUUCAUUGUGAUAUAUUUAUCAGAUCCACUUAUAAGUGGCUUUACCACUGCUGCUGCUGUCCAAGUGGGUAUCUCUCAGAUCAAAUUCAUACUCGGACUUAAAAUCACUAAUUUCAGUGGUCCCCUGGCAAUGUUUUAUACUCUGGAAGACCUCUUUAAAAAAAUUACUUUGACAAACAUAUGUGAUUUGGUGACAUCAAUUAUUAUAAUGACCGUUGUUUUCGUUGUAAAAGAAAUAAAUGAUCGUUUCAAGGCCAAGAUACCAAUUCCAAUCCCAAUUGAACUUGUAAUGACAGUAAUAGCAACAGGGGUUUCAUAUGGCUGUGACUUCAGUGGAAGAUAUGGAAUACAGAUUAUUGGAGAAUUAAAGAAGGGGUAUGAACCUCCAAUAACACCAAGUAUCGAAGUAUUUCAAGAAUGUGUAGCUGAUGGGUUUGCAAUAGGAAUUGUAGCAUUUGCUGUAGGGUUUUCUGUGGCCAAAGUUUAUUCAAUCAAACAUGACUACCCCAUUAAUGGCAACCAGGAACUGGUAGCAUUUGGAAUUAGUAACAUAUUUUGUGGGGGUUUCCGAGGCUUUGCUGUUAGUACAUCCUUAUCACGCUCAGCUGUACAGGAGAGCACAGGUGGCAAAUCCCAGAUUGCUGGUGUUCUGUCAGCUCUGAUUGCUAUGAUUGUAACUUUAUUUAUUGGAUUUCUCUUGAGAACUUUACCAAAGUCUGUGCUUGGAGCUCUGGUGCUAAUUAAUUUGAAGGGAAUGCUGAUGCAGUUUUCCGAAAUUCCCAAUUUGUGGCGGAAGGAUAAGUAUGAUUGUUCAGUGUGGAUUUCGACCUUUAUAGCUGCAAUUCUUCUUGGGCUUGACUAUGGACUAGCAGCUGGAGUAGCAUAUGAGUUGUUAACUGUAGUAUUCCGCACACAAUUCCCAAAAUGCACAGUCAUCGCCAAUAUUGGAAAAAGCAACAUUUACAGAAACAGAAAGGACUAUGUAGAUAUCUGUGAACCAGAGGGCAUAGUAAUCUUCAGAUGUCCUUCUCCAAUCUUUUUUGCUAAUGCUGGGUUCUUUAAAGAGAAGGUCUCUGCUGCUGUUGGAUUUAAUCCACUGAGAAUUUUACGCAAGAGAAAUAAGGCCCUGCGAAAAAUCACUGCAUUACUAAAACAAGGAGUUCUGCAUGUCACACCGAAAGGUUUAAUCUGUACCUCAUAUGAAUACAUUGCCUCCGAUGAGGAAUUCGAUAACAACAGAGUUGAAGAGCUAUACAAUCCUAUUCAUCCUAAUGACCUUCCCUUUCACAUAGACUGGAAUGCUGAUCUCCCAAAUGAUAUUGUGGUCCCAAAGGUUGACAUUCACAGUUUAAUUCUUGACUUUGGAGCAGUGUCAUUUAUUGAUGUGUCUGGGAUGAAAAGCUUGAAAUCAACAUUGAAAGAAUAUAUCAGGAUUGAUGUUGAUGUGUACAUAGCCAAUAUAGACAGUGACCUCCUGGAUAAACUAGAAAACUGUGGAUUUCUUGGUGAUGAAAUUCAGAAAUCGAUGUUCUUUCUCACUGUCCAUGAUGCUAUGUUACACAGUGUAGCAAAAAAAGGCAUGAAAUAUCCUUAUAGUGUACAGUCUGCCAAGGAGGCAGAAUAUUACACAUGCAUAAAGGGAUAUACAGAUGAGACUCUGCGCAACCGAGCAAUCACUAUGCCAAGUGAAACCAAGUUUUAGCUUACAAAUGGAAUAAUACAGCCUGUUCUCAUUGGCAGACUGGAUUAAAACCAAAUUAUUGGAACAAAAGAUUACUAAAUACUAGCAAAUACUAGGGCUCAAGAAGUAAGCUUAAAAAUAGGACUUCCUGUAAAGAUUACUACACACUUAAUUUUAUGACACUCUGUAUAUUGUAGCUACACUGGAAUAUUAAUUUUAAAAAGUUAUUUGAACACAAACAAAUUCUAGAUAAAUGUAAGCAAAAUGUUAGUGGUUUUUUUUUGUAUUGCUGCUACCUUAAGAGCAUCACAGGAAAGGAUACAGCCCAAAGAUGUCCAACUUGCAAGGUUUCGCUGCAGUCCAACUUACAAAAGUGCACCAGUCUUUAGCAGAUAAUAUAAAGGACAAGUAAUAAUGUAAUGUUAUAUUAGAAAAAUACCCUGAAUCUGUUUUUUCCUGCCAAUAUUUCUUCAGAUCACUUGUAAAUGAUAUGGCUCCACUCCACUGUUAUAUAUGUAUAUAUAUUUGCUGUUACUGAUUAUUUCUACCAUAAUUAUGUACCUGUAUUUUCUAUACUAUAUGCUUGUAUGACAGUUAUUACAUUCUUUAUUGUGCUUUUUCGAGGGGUAAAUUAAAUGAUUGCGCUCUAUAAUGUUAACAGUGACGGGACACAUUUUAUUAAAUUAUAUUAGGUGUACAUAUAUUAUUUAAGUAAAAUUAUAGUAUUUUCUUCUAAAUUGUUAUUUCCUAUUAUUUCUAUUAAAAUUCUUUUUUUGAAGUAUUAAUAGUAUAAACAGUACUGUCUCCCUGCUUAAAUCAGUCAACUGGCUCCAUGGCAACAAGUGUCAAUGCUCACCCUUUCUGCUUGCCUCACAUACUAAUACUUACCUCUGUACCACAAUUGCGUAAUAAAAGACA